CGAGGAGGAGGCGAGCCGCGAUGGCGGAGGCGCAGAGCAGCAGCCAGCCAGGGGGCGCUUCAGGCCCGGGCUGGGUUUGCAGCUUGAUAUGGAAGACCAAAGAACUUCCGUUCUCCACAGGGUGGUCAAUUUUGCCCCUGAUCCUCUCCCUGCCAGGCAGUACGACACAAAGACCACUGAGCCGAUCAGCUUCUACUUUUCGGGCUUGGAAGAGCUGCUUGCCUGGAAACCCACCAGCAACGACACUUUCAAUGUGUCCACCGAGCUGUUGGCCAAACGGCAGCCCCCGCUUGACAGCCCUAGGCCCCGCACGCUGGUGUGCCAUGACAUGAAGGGGGGCUACCUCGAAGACAGGUUCAUCCAGGGCGCAGCGGUACGUGACCCUUAUGUGUUCUAUCACUGGCACUACAUUGACAUCUUUAUAUACUUCAGCCAUCACACGGUCACGAUUCCACCCGUGGUCUGGACUAAUGCUGCUCACUGCAACGGGGUCCCCAUGCUGGGGACAUUCAUCACGGAGUGGACGGCCGGCGGGAAGAUGUGUGAGUCGUUCCUGGCGGGCGAGGAGGAAGCGUACCGGGCCGUGGCUGAACAGCUGGCGUCAAUUGCGCAGUUCUACCGUUUUGAUGGCUGGCUGGUCAACAUUGAGAACCCCUUGACUGUGACGGCAGCACGGAAUGCGCCCCGCUUCUUGCGAUACCUGACGGACCAGGUGCACAAAGUUGUGCCUGGAGGUCAGGUGUUGUGGUAUGACAGCGUCCUGUCAAGUGGGCAGCUCCUGUGGCAGAAUGAGCUUAAUAAGAAGAACAAGGUUUUCUUUGAUGCUUGUGACGGCUUCUUUACCAACUACAACUGGAAGGAGGAGCAUCUGUUGCGCACCAGAGAGGUGGCAGACGAUCGCCGGAUGGACGUCUACGUCGGGGUGGACGUGUUCGCGCGUGGGGACGUCGUGAGUGGCGGCUUUGAUACUAACAAGUCCCUGCGCAUGAUCCGGGAGCAGGGCCUUUCGGUGGCCAUCUUUGCACCUGGCUGGGUCUACGAGCACCUCGGCCCGACGGACUUCUUGAACAACGAGGACAAGUUCUGGGCUCUGCUCUCCCAGCUGCUGCCUAUUCACAGUGUGGGAUCCCUCCCCUUUUGUACUGGCUUCAACCUGGGCAUGGGCAACCGGCGCUUCAGCAAGGGGCAGGAGAGCAGGACUGAGCCGUGGUACAACCUGAGUGGGCAGGACGUCCAGCCGCUGUACACCAACCAAACAAUGUCCCGUGGCGGCUGGCUGCGGACCCGGUGCUGCCUACAGGACGCCUGGUGUGGAGGCAGCUCCCUGCUGCUGGAGGGGGCCAUCCCACCCCAAGUUCAUCAAGUCACUGCAAGACUCUUUUCGUUCCAGACGCCAGCCCCCACUCGGCUAUUCCUGGUCUUAAUCCAUAAGCAGGGGGCCUCCUCCCAGGCAGUGACCUUUGCCCCACAGCUCACCACGCGGGAGUCGCUUUCCUGUCCCACCCGUGAGGAGUCUCCUUCAACAGAAGCGAGACGACACAAGCCCUCCCCGCUCCUCACGCCUCCUCCCCGCCUGGCUCCGUUACUCCGAGGGUGUGGACGACAUGGAGAACGUGGCUGGCAAAGCCGGUGUUAUGAGCUGGAGCUCCAGAAUUGCUUCCUGGACGACCUUUCAGUCGUGGUGUCCCGCCGCCAGGCUGGUCAGGCUGAGGUGCCCUUCGCGUGCCGCCUGGGCAAGAUCUGGGUGUUGGAUGCUGCCACUCUACGCUCGCUGCCGCCCGCGGAUGCUGCCACUCCGAAGUGGUCCAUGGACGUUGCGCACGUCCACUGGCGUCGGCCUCCGGCUGGACAGCAGCUCUCUCUCAGCCUCACCUUGCGCUGGACGUACCCUCCCAGCAAGGCCGUCUGCUUCCACGUGCACUACCGGAGCGGGUCGUGUGUCAGCGGUCCCGAACCCCCUCUGCUCUGGAUUGGGGAGGCGCAUGCCUCCAUGUACCGCGUGACGGAGCUCAUGGUGCCUAAUCCUCAAUCUGAGUCUUCCUGCCGCUUGGAAUUCCUUGUGGAACCCGUCCCUGAGGAUGGGCUCCCAGUAGAGAUGGAAAUGUGGGGGAAAUUAGUCUUCGUGUACUCCACCCCAAAACUACCCAAUCCCAGCACCAGUGCCUGAGAUGGCCCUCUGCUCAUUAAAUUAUUUUAUACUUUGA
Elgaria multicarinata webbii is the source of this 2204-nucleotide messenger RNA. It is a transcript of the gene ENGASE, whose product is annotated as endo-beta-N-acetylglucosaminidase. Gene Ontology annotation, cellular component: cytoplasm. The record is from RefSeq and is a predicted model, not a curated record. NCBI's taxonomy places the organism in Eukaryota, Metazoa, Chordata, Lepidosauria, Squamata, Anguidae. Gene Ontology annotation, biological process: protein deglycosylation. Bases 89 to 2167 code for a protein of 692 amino acids. The transcript is spliced from 14 exons. Gene Ontology annotation, molecular function: mannosyl-glycoprotein endo-beta-N-acetylglucosaminidase activity.